AGUAGCACCUGCGGCAAUCAGUUAGCAGCAAAACUCUCAGCCUCAGGGUCACCAUCAAAAAAAAAGACUCGAUGGAGAAGCUGGCUGUGUUCCCUCUCUUGAUUGUUGCCUAUGCAUUUGUAACUCAUGAAGGUGAUUGUUUUGAAAUUGUUGGUGGAAGAGAGGUCCUGCCUCACUCAAGACCCUACAUGGCUUACCUUAAUACAUUGUGUGGCGGAGCUUUGAUUAAACCAAACUGGGUGCUGUCGGCGGCACACUGCAAAAAACUGAAAACUAUUCAAGUAACACUCGGAGCUCAUUCACGAAAGGACAAUGAAAACACCAAACAGAAAUUUCAAGUGAAGACAGUUGUUGUCCAUCCUCACUUUAACUUUGCAACAUAUUCCAAUGAUCUCAUGCUCCUUCAGCUGAACCAAAGUGCGAUCUUGAACAAAUUUGUUUCAACUCUUCCACUACCCCAUUCUGGAAAAGAUGUCAGAGCAGGAAUCAAAUGCAGUGUUGCAGGAUGGGGUGCUGUCAGGUUUGGCAACCAAAUGGAAGACAAACUGCGAGAAGUAAAUGUAACCGUCAUAGACAGACAAACAUGCAAUGGCCCCGAUUACUAUGAACAAAUUGAAAUAUCAAGGAGCAUGCUGUGUGCUGGAGACCCUAAAGGAGGAAAAGACUCCUGCUGGGGAGAUUCAGGAAGCCCUUUGCUGUGUUACGAAGGCUGUGAUUUGAUCUAUCGAGGGAUUGUCUCCUUUGGUAUAAAUUGUGGAGUGGCUCAUAAACCAGGCGUGUACACACUCCUUACAGAAGAAUAUCUCAGGUGGAUUCAACAAACGAUUCAGCAUUACGAAUGAUGACAUAUUUCUAUCAUUUCUUUACAAAUUCAUGUACUGACUUUCUGAGAUCCUCUGCUUACCUGAAGUUUGUGCCAUCUUAUAUGAUUUAAUAA
Polypterus senegalus (gray bichir) is the source of this 937-nucleotide messenger RNA. RefSeq names its product granzyme A-like. The transcript is spliced from 5 exons. NCBI's taxonomy places the organism in Eukaryota, Metazoa, Chordata, Cladistia, Polypteriformes, Polypteridae. The record is from RefSeq and is a predicted model, not a curated record. Gene Ontology annotation, molecular function: serine-type endopeptidase activity. Bases 72 to 842 code for a protein of 256 amino acids. Gene Ontology annotation, biological process: proteolysis.